Chironomus riparius is the source of this 2461-nucleotide messenger RNA. The record is from the annotation of a GenBank genome assembly. Lineage: Eukaryota; Metazoa; Arthropoda; Insecta; Diptera; Chironomidae.
CUCAAAUUUGAACAACAACAACAACAACAACAACAAUUUAGCCUUAUUCGAAUAAAAUAAUCAUUAAUUAAAUUUUUGCCAAAAUGAGCACACCUAAAGUGAUUAAAAUAAGUUCAGACUUUAAAAAGAAGAUGAGGCAAGAGUAUGAGCGACUGAAAACAUUACAGGAAUCACAGGAAAAGGAGAUAAUCGUUGAUACUUGGAAUGAAAAUCGAAAACAAUGUAAAGCGAAUGUUGAUGAGAUUCUGGAGCGUUUUAACAGCAUUAAUUGCACUUUUCAAGAUAAUGUUUUUAAUCCUGAGCAUAAAGAUCAUUUGAAGAAAGCUACAAUAACAACUCACGAUGGAAAUAAGCAGUCUGUACCAACAUACGUCCUCUCAAAUGUCAUUCCAAUCCCUAAUAUGUGUUCCUGGGCUCCAGUUCAACAGAACUUUAUGGUCGAGGAUGAAACUGUUCUAUAUAAUAUUCCAUACAUGGGAGACGAAGUUCUGGAUAAAGAUUCGGAAUUUAUUGACGAGCUAAUUAAGAAUUAUGAUGGAAAAGUUCAUGGCGAUAAUGACGAGGAAUAUAUUGAUGAUAAGCUGUUUGUAGACUUAGUUAAAGCAAUGAUUCCUUUUCAAUCAAAAGCUGUAGAAAUACCAAUAAUCAAUAAACCACUUACUAGAGAAAAAGAAAAGGAAAUGAAGGAAGAUUCUGACUCGAAUACAUUACAAGAUCCAGCAAAAGAGAAUGGCGAUUCCAAAGAUCAAUUUCCAAGUCAAAAUAUUUUUCAAGCAAUUAGUGAAAUGUUUCCAACCAAAGGAAAUCCAGAAGAACUAAGACAAAAUUAUAUUGAAUUAACAAAGAGUGUUGAUCCAAAUCGUCCACCAGAAUAUUGUACACCAAAUAUCGAUGGAUUAAAUGCUGAAUCAGUUAGUCACGAUCAAACUUUACAUUCUUUCCAUGCAUUGUUUUGCAGACGAUGCUUUAAAUAUGAUUGCUUCUUACAUAGACUAUCAACUAAUCCAGGACCAAACUUACAAAAGAGAAAAGGUCCAGAAUUGGAAGUUGUAGAAGAGCCAUGCAGUCCAAAAUGUUAUAUGCACUUACCAGGUGCUAAAACUUCAACGUCUGAAAACAGAAAGAGUAAAAGCAAUGCAGACGAGAAGAAAAGAGAAAAAAGUGAAUCAAUGGUUAAAUUUGAUACAGCAUUAGAUGCCGACGAAGUAUGGACUGGAUCUGACCAAUCAUUCUUUCGUGUAUUACAUCGUUGUUUUCUCAACAAUUAUUGUGCUAUUGCUCGAGGUCUACAGACCAAAUCGUGUCAACAAGUUUAUGAGUUUGCACAGGAAGAGCUUAAACACAUUGAACCGUUAGAGUUGGGAAAAAAUGCUUCACCUCCAAGAAAGCAACAAAAGAAAAAGAUUAAUACUAAAUUGUGGACCAUGCACAUCCGAAAGAAUGCAAGGAAGGAAGCAAAUGCAAACAAUGUCUAUAAUUAUACACCGUGUGAUCACAGUGGUCCCUGUCAAGCUUCAUGCCCAUGCUACGAGAGCUCAAAUUACUGUGAAAAAUUCUGUAAUUGCUCAUCGGAAUGUCCAAAUCGUUUUCCUGGAUGUCGCUGUAAAGCACAAUGCAACACAAAACAAUGUUCUUGCUAUUUGGCUGUUCGUGAAUGCGAUCCAGAUUUAUGUCAAUGUGGAGCUCAUCAAUUCCAUUUGAAUAAAAUGACGUGCAAGAAUGUAAGCGUGCAGCGUGGAUUACGUAAACAUUUAUUAAUGGCUCCAUCGGAUGUCGCUGGAUGGGGCAUUUUCUUAAAAGACGGAGCUCAAAAGAAUGAAUUCAUUAGUGAAUAUUGUGGAGAAAUUAUAUCACAAGAAGAAGCUGAUAGACGAGGAAAAGUCUACGAUAAAUAUGCUUGUAGCUUCUUAUUUAAUCUAAAUAAUGACUUUGUUGUUGAUGCAACGCGUAAAGGUAACAAAAUCCGUUUCGCAAAUCACAGCAUAAAUCCAAACUGUUAUGCAAAAGUAAUAAUGGUUAACGGAGAUCAUCGAAUUGGGAUUUUUGCUAAGCGAGUCAUUCAGCCUGGCGAAGAGUUAUUCUUUGAUUAUCGUUACGGUCCGACUGAACAGUUGAAAUUUGUCGGCAUUGAGCGUGAAAUGGAAAUUUUGUAAGUCUUAGAUUCUUACACUGCCUUAGAUCUAUCUCAUCUUGAGCAUAUAGCUGAUGGAAAAUCUGAAUUUAUUUUUUAAUUAUUUUUUUUUAUUUAAAUUUUUUAUUUUAUCAACUAGACUCUAGUAAUACAUAAUACUUGUAUUUACCUAAAUUAGAUUCUAUUAAUUCUAUAACUUUACUUAUUCACUUGACUUUUGCAUAUACGUAAAAAUAAUAAAAGUAAUUAAAAGUACCAAAAAUCGUCUUAACUUAAUUAACAGCUUGCAUGCUUGAGUUUAAAAAAAUCUAAUUAAAUGAAGCUCGUCAA